GAGGAACUGUGGACCACUCAGGAGGGAGAGUGUCUUCUAGGGCAGGAGGAGGCUGAUGUCAGCAAGUUUCCACUGACUGUUGUCUCUGUGAAGACUGAAGAGCAUGAAGAGAAACCACCUGAGUCCUCACAGCUUCAUCACAGUCCAGGUGAGGAGAAGAGAGAGGCGGAGCCUCCAAGCAGCAGCUCAACACAACACAUGACAACAGAAGCUGAUGGAGACCACUGUGGAGGAUCACAAGCAGACACGCUCUUAGCUCCACUAUCAGAUAGCGACGACACAUCGUCACACGAUAAUGCAAGUAUGGAAUCAAACGUGAGAACAAACGCAGGAGAAAAAACCUUCAUUUGUUCCGUUUGCGCCAAAAGCUUUGGUGAAAACUUCAAGUUGAUUCGACACAUGCGGACGCACACGGGAGAAAAACCUUUCAUUUGCUCAAACUGCGGGAAAAAGUUCAGUCGAAAGGAAACGAUGCUUUCACACAUGAAAGUACACACAGGGGAAAACCUCUACAGUUGUUCCGUGUGCGCAAAAGGCUUCGUUCGAAACUCAAAUUUGGCCCAACACAUGAAAACGCACACGGGGGAAAGACCUUUUAGUUGUUCAUUGUGUGACAAAAGCUUCGCCGUCAAAAGUAAAAUGCAAAUACAUAUGAGAACGCACACCGGAGAAAAACCUUUCAGUUGUUCAGAGUGCGGCAACAGAUUCUCGAACAAAAGCAACAUGCAAAUACACAUGAGAACACACACAGGAGAAACCCUUUUUAGUUGUCCUCUCUGUGACAAACGAUUCUCCGUCAAAAGUAACAUGCAAACACACCUGAGAACACACGCAAGACAAUAACUUCAUUUUUUGGAAGUCCUCUGCAAAGUCACUAUCUGUCUACUCUAAAGGCAAGACUGUCAGUCCACCUUGUGCAGGGGUCGGCAACCUUUACCACUCAAAGAGCCAUUUUGACCAGUUUCACACAUUAAAGGAAACAAUGGGAGCCACAAAAAUCUUUUGAAAUUUAAAAUGAAAUAACACUGCAUACAAAGUUGUUUUUUUUUGCUUUGUGCUAUGUAUAAACCAAGGGUCUCAGACACGCUGCCCACACCUUGAUAUAAAAAUUGAAUGUUAGUGAGGCCCGCGAGAUUUAUGUGAGUGGCGCUUGACAACGUCAUACUUGUCAACCCUCCCGAUUUUUCCGGCAGACUACGAAUUUCAGGGCAACUAUUUUCUCGGACGUGCCGUGAUGGUACAGCAUUUAGCGCCCACUACAACCAGCGUGCCGGCGCAGCCACACGUUGUAUGGGACUUCUGCUUGCUCACAGAAGUGACAGCAAUGCAUACUUGGUCAAGAACCACACAGGUUACACUGACGGUGGCGGUAUACAAAAAACUUUAACACUCUUACUAAUAAUGCGCCACACUUUGAACCAAAACCAAACAAGAAUGACAAACACAUUUCGGGAGAACAUCUGCACCGUAACACAACAUAAACACAACAGAACAAAUACCCAGAAUCCCAUGCAGCCCUAACUCUUCCGGGCUACAUUAUACACCCCCGCUACCAAACCCCGCCCACCUCAACCGACGCACGGGCUCCAAUUAUGUCACACUAAAUAUUCCACUUUGAGAUAUUCUUUGGGAAAAAUGUUGCAUAUUUUGUGUUUGCCAUAUAAAAAAACUAAGCUGCUUUUUUUUUUUAAAAAAAGGGCCUAAAACGAACAAACCAAAAACAAAAACAACAAUAAAACUUAUAAAUGACGGAUAGAUCUGAAGAUGAUCUCGAGAUUAUUGUGUUAAAAGUCAACAGUAGAAAAAAUGUAUAAUGUAUUUUUAAAACUUUAAUGAGUAGGACCCUUUUGGGUCCCCAAUCAUUUUAGUGUGAUUUUUUUGUGCUCAAAAAAAUAAUAAUUAAUUAAAAUCAAAGUUGUUAGUAAUUGACCUUUUUAAUGCUCCAAUUAUUAUAUAAUCUCAAAUAUUCCACUUAAAAAUGUUAUUGGGUGAAAAUAUUGCAUAUUUUGUGUUUUUUCCAUGAAAAAUUGGCAAAAAAAGCAUACAACUUAAAUCUUUAAAAACUUUAUAUUGACAGAUAGACCUAAUGUUGAUCUAGAGAUUUCAACCUUGAAUAAUAAUACAAAUAAUAAUACUGAAUAAUGACACAUUUUUAAUAUUUUUUUUGACCAAAACCCUUUGUGGUCUCCGGGAUCAAGCCUGAGUGGAGGCCUAAAUGUAUAUAUUUUUUAUACAUAUAUUGUAUUGGUUUUUGAAAUAAAACAUAUCAAAAUGGCCCUCAGUGGAAAAAGUUUGGACACCCCUGCUGUACAUGAAUAUGUAUUUUUUAACUAUGUAUAACGUCAUUCUCCGGCCUGUAAGCCAUAAGUCAUAUCCUUCACAUCCGGCAGGUGGCGAUCUUGCACUAAUUCAGCGUUCAUCUGCUGUUAAAUAAAGACGAAGAAGAAGAAGAAGACAAGAUGGGGGGUGAAAGAAGAUGGCGUUAAACGAACACAAUGAGGUGUUGUCAUUAUGGUCAUAGUUGUGUCUGCGAUUCAGUUCUGUCUUCGUAAUGAGUGCGUGCAUGUACACUUUUAUGUAAACAUAGGAACUAGUUGUUUGUAUCCGGAUACAUUAGUCUGAGCGCGCGUCUCGUGCUAGCUGAGCUGGCUAGUUAGCUUAGCUUGUUAGCUGCUAACAAAGAGACGCGGAAGUUAUCAACACAUCGCUAAGUAGAGAUCAAAUGUGAGUGUAAAGUGUUGUGAUUGUGUGAAAAUGUGCGAAAGGACGAUAGCAAAGUACGAAGAGGAAGAACUUUGUCCAACAAAAGAGGAGAAGGAGCGACAACAUCAACUACUGGACGCUGUUUUCAAGAAACAUCAAGUUGUGUUACACAGAACAGAUGUCCAGCAGCCCCCCCACAUUAAAGAGGAAGAUGAGGAACCACAGCCCCCUCACAUUAAAGAUGAAGAGGAGGAACCACAGCCCCCUUACAUUAAAGAGGAAGAGGAGGAAGUGUGGAACACUCAGGAGGGAGAGUGUCUUCUAGGGCAGGAGGAGGCUGAUCUCACCAAGUUUCCACUGACUGUUGUCUCUGUGAAGACUGAAGAGCAUGAAGACAAACCACCUGAGUCCUCACAGCUUCAUCACAGUCCAGACGUCUGUCAAGAACAUCUUCUCCCUGAGCAGGACUGGAGCUCCAGGGUGGAGCAAAAGAAGCUACCACCCCCCAAAAUUAAAGAGGAGGAGGAGCCACAGCCCCCCUACAUCAAAGAGGAAGAGGAGGAACAAAGCAUCAGUCAGGACGAAGCGCAUUUUGAAGGACUGGAGGUUGGUGUGAUUGUGAAGGGUGAAGGUUAUGAGGUCAAAGGUGAAAGUGAGGAGAAGAGAGAGGCGGAGCCUCCAAGCAGCAGCUCAACACAACACAUGACAACAGAAGCUGAUGGAGACCACUGUGGAGGAUCACAAGCAGACAAGCUCUUAGCUCCACUAUCAGAUAGUGAGGACACAACGUCACACUCUCCUGAGGGUGAAGACACCGAGGUCCCUUUGAGCAGUCAUACAGACUGUGGAGGCGAUACGAGGACUCACACUGACAACAAACAUUCUGAAAGCUUUAAGAAAGAAACAUCUAGAAUAGUUUUUACCUGCUGGAUUUGUGCUAAAGAAUUCCUUCAUAUUGAUCAUUUUUAUUCACACAUGCAAGCACACACCGAAGGAAAACAUAAACGACAAGAGGAGGCUGAUCUCAGCAAGUUCCCACUGACUGUUGUCUCUGUGAAGACUGAAGAGCAUGAAGACAAACCACCUGAGUCCUCACAGCUUCAUCACAGUCCAAACGUCCUGCAGCUGCUUGGUCCUCAAGAAGAACCUCGCCCUCAGUCGAUGGAAGUGAGCCACACUUUGAAGCAGGAGGAUCCGCAGCCCCCCCACAUUAAAGAGGAAGAGGAGGAAGUGUGGAUCACUCAGGAGGGAGAGUGUCUUCUCGGGCAGGAGGAGGAUGAUCUCAGCAAGUUUCCACUGACUGUUGUCUCUGUGAAGACUGAAGAGCAUGAAGAGAAACCACCCGAGUCCUCACAGCUUCAUCACAGUCCAGGUGAGGAGAAGAGAGAGGCGGAGCCUCCAAGCAGCAGCUCAACACAACACAUGACAACAGAAGCUGAUGGAGACCACUGUGGAGGAUCACAAGCAGACAAGAUCUCAGCUCCACUAUCAGAUAGUGAGGACACAACGUCACACGUUAAUGUAAAUAGGAAAUCACACAUGACUACACAAACAGGUGAGAAACCCUUUGGUUGUUCAGUUUGCGGUAAAAGAUUUUCCUACAAAAGUAAAGCGCAAACCCACAUGAGAACUCACACAGGAAAAAAACCAUUUGGUUGUUCAGUUUGUGCAAAAUACUUUGUAACAAAGGGCAAUUUAACCAACCACAUGCGGACACACACAGGAGAAAAACCGUUCAUUUGCUCAAACUGCGGCAAGAGGUUUUCUCAAAGCGGAACCAUGCAGUCGCACAUGAGGACACACACGGGAGAAAAACCUUUCAUCUGCCUGAACUGUGGCAAAACGUUCUCGAGAAACUUUACCUUGAUUCAACACAUGCAGACGCACACGGGGGAAAAACCAUUCAGUUGUUCAAUUUGCUGUAAAGGCUUCUCCAACAAGCGGUCUAUGCAAACACACGCUCGAACGCACACAGGAGAAAGACCAUUCAGUUGUUCAGUUUGUGGUAAACGAUACGCUCACAAGCAGCAUAUGGAAAGACACAAGAGAUCACAUACAGGAGAAAAACCUUGAAGUUAAUCAGUGUGUGGUUUUUACCACACACUGAUUUUCUAACAAAAGUAAUAUCAGAAUACACACGGGAAAAUACAACUUUUGGAAGUCCUCUUUAAAUGGUCUCAUGCAGAGUCACUAACGGUCUUCUGCAGGGAUAUAGGUAGUGGUUAAAACGAAAGUCAAUAAAUGGUUUGUAAUUAGAGAUGUCCGAUAAUGGCUUUUUUGCCGAUAUUCCGAUAUUGUCCAACUCUUAAUUACCGAUACCAACCGAUACCGAUAUAUACAGUCGUGGAAUAAACACAAUAGUAUGCCUAAUUUUGUUGUGAUGCCCCGCUGGAUGCAUUAAACAAUGUAACAAGGUUUUCCAAAAUAAAUCAACUCAAGUUAUGGAUAAAAAAAAUGCCAACAUGGCACUGCCAUAUUUAUUAUUGAAGUCACAAAGUGCAUUAUUUUUUUUUAACAUGCCUCAAAACAGCAGCUUGGAAUUUGAGACAUGCUCUCCCUGAGAGAGCAUG
Molecule: messenger RNA, 5273 nt
Organism: Nerophis lumbriciformis (worm pipefish)
Lineage: Eukaryota; Metazoa; Chordata; Actinopteri; Syngnathiformes; Syngnathidae
Source: RefSeq, a predicted model, not a curated record